Molecule: messenger RNA, 1939 nt
Organism: Drosophila persimilis
Lineage: Eukaryota; Metazoa; Arthropoda; Insecta; Diptera; Drosophilidae
Exons: 3
Coding region: 85-1674 (529 amino acids)
Biological process (GO): ubiquitin-dependent protein catabolic process via the multivesicular body sorting pathway
Cellular component (GO): ESCRT I complex
Molecular function (GO): ubiquitin binding
Source: RefSeq, a predicted model, not a curated record
AAGAAAAGAGAGAAAAAAAAAACGCGUAGAAGGGAAGUUGGCUCAUUAAACUAACAAAAUUCGCUGUAGAUGCGUUAACAUAACAUGGACGAUGUCCCGGUCAAGAUAGUUGAACGCUAUAAACCUCCGCCACCCGUUUACCAGCUGCCACAAACGACUGUGAACCGAUUGGGACAAUACAAAGAAAACUUCUACGAAGAUCAGCCUGACUACCACUAUGACUUCCAACUGGAGCGCGCUGUUCUGGACAAGGCGCACCGUUGGCAUCAGUUACGCCAGCAGCAGAGGAAGGACCGGGAAAAGCGCCAGGAGCGACGCAAGGUGGAGCGUCAGCGCGAGAUGGAGGCCAAGCAGAAGGAAAUGCUCGGAGCUGUCGACUACCCCAGUGCCGACGAUUUGUCAUCCUCCGAUGACGAGGAGAAGGUGGAGGUGGUGGAGGAAAACGAACAACAGCCGCCUCCGCGGCAGCCACACCAGCUAGAGCCGGAACAAUCUGAGUCACACGACUCCCACGAACCAAAGUCAAUAAUCUUGUGCAAUUUUCACAACAUUUUGCAGCCGACGAUCCUAAGCACGGCGCCAGUGGCCAUCGCUCAGACUUUGCACAAGCGUAACAGCUCGCUUAACUAUGCCGACUUCGAGUACAAUAUGAACUCAACGCCCUUUGAUAAUAUUGAAUUGAAGACCAUCAACGAUUUGGAUGUCCUCGCGCAGGUGCUGCAUCAGACCAAGCUCCAAGAGCAGAAGGAGCAACGGCAGCUCCAGCAGCAAGCGGAACAGAUUGAGAAGGGGGAGCAGGAGCAGGACCAGGAGGAGGAUGUGAAGCAGGAUCAAGAGCAGAAAACGAUGCCAGCUCCUGCUGCGCUGACCGUAACGACGUUGGCGGAAACCAAAGCGACGCUCGACAGCGUCAAUUUCCAUGUUCACUGUGAUGAUGACAAUGCCUACAAGCAUGAAGAUAGUAACAACAUUCCAGCCAGUGGCCAGGCGCAAAAUGUAAACACGUCCCUCUAUCAGACGCCUCUUUAUAGCGUUUCGCAGCAGCAGCAGCAGACGCAGUCCCAGCCGCAGCAGAAUCAGGAGCAGGCGCACUUCCAGGUGUACCAUAUGCAAGGCUAUAGCCAUCCCUACUAUCCCCAACAGCAGCAGCAGCAGCUCUACCACAAUCAGAAUAACUAUUACGCUAAUGGCUUUGGCACGCCCAACCAUGUGAUGCCGUCGCCAUCUGUCUUGGCUCUGAGCCAGGCGGAGGCAGAGGCGGCCACCAAGUCGAAGAGUGUUCCCGACAUCCUGCGAGAGCUGAAAACAGAGCUGCAGCAGGCGGAAAAACGCCGCACCCGCCUACACAGUCACAAUGAGGAGCAGCAGAAGCCACAUCUCCCAUUGACUUCGCCACAGCGACUGGAGCAGACGGAGAAGAUGGACAACCACACCUUUGGAGAGCUGGCUGGGCCGGCACAGAAACUAGUGAAACGCAUUAGCAGCAUGGGAUUUCCCCUGGAGCGUGUCGCCAAGGUUGUCAGUCUGUGUGGCAUCGACGACAAGAAGAUAAUCGAACACCUCAUCCCCCUGGGCGAACUAAUGGAUCUCGGCUUCGACGAAACGAAAAUCUCGGCGGCGCUUCUAAAGUUCGACAACAAUAAGGACAAGGCGCUGGACUAUUUAAUCAAUUAGUUAAUUUGAAAAUCUAACCAUCCGCAUCCCUAUUCCAAGCCACCCGCAACCCGAUAGACGCCAGGCUCUGUUGAAUGUGUUUUUUUAAUUCUCGUGAGAUAUUCUUUGCAUAAGUUGAGAGAGUGCGCGGCAGUUUACAGAGAAGAGGGCACAUCAAAGAAAGCUAAUGCUAAGCAGCGCCUAAAGGUAUUUCUAUAACAUCAUCGAAGCAGUAGCAGCACUUGCAGAAAUACCAGAAUAAAUAUAUAUAUAAGUUCAUAAAGUA